CCUUAUAAUGACAACCAUCGAAUGGCCAUACAGAUUUGUAUAUGAAAUUUAAGGAGAUUUUAAAGAGAAGAGAGAAGCAGAAGACAGAGCAUGGAAAUUGGAGUUUCAGUAAAGCAAAAUCGUUUGCCUAAAGAAAAGAGAGCAGAAUUGCUGAAAAUAUUUAAAGCUUUUGAUGAGAAUGGGGAUGGAAAGGUUUCAAAGCACGAGCUAGCUCGAGCAUCCAGGAGGACUGGAAGCAAUAAAACACUCAAGGAUAUAGAAAAAGUACUCCGGACGAUCCACACUGAUUCUGAUGGUUAUAUCACCUUUCCUGAGCUGGAGAAAAUGUUAGCUGGACAGAGUGUUGAGAUUGACUAUGAAGAUGAAAUGUUACUUGCUAAAUUUAAUGAAUUUGAUUUGGAUGGCGAUGGAUCCAUUACAAAGAAGGAACUAAAAAAAGUGCUUCGCUCUAUGGGAUGUGAAAUGCCAGAGGAGGAGGCAGAGGCCAUGAUUCGGGAAGCCGAUAAAAAUGGCGAUGGUGUCAUCAGCUUUGAUGAGUUUAAGGCUGUUUUAACAAGUGGGGACUUCUAAUGGCCACCUACCUUUUCACCUGACAACAAAUACUGUGUUGAGACUUUUGAGAAGAAGUUAGUCUCUUAUCAUUGUGAUCAAAGACUUCUACACAGCAUAAACAGAACAUUGUAAUAAUCACGAUGUAAAUGAUGAAUUCUCUAUGUUAAACCAUUAUCAUGUGAAUGACUGACUAUGCUUUGUAACAUACGAAAAACGUAUUCAUGUUAAAGUCUGUAUAUAUCUCUCAGCCCACAUUCAUCAUCGAGUAUAAAGCUUGGUAAUUUUCCAUUAAAUAUCAUUGUUUAUCAAUCAUUCAUUCAAUCAAUUCAGAAUAAUCGUAAGAAAGAAAAAUAAUAACAACAAGUGUUUCAUUUCGUGCUACAUCGAGCAUGAUAGAGUAUUGUCAAAGUAUUACCAAAGUAAUCAAAUUGAGAAAUGCUUUACCAGUCGGUGUUUUUAUUUUAGAAAUUCUUAUUAUGCAGGAUAUUGUGUUUUAUCUUAGGGAGGCUUGAGUAAUUUAACCUAGUGCUAUGCAAUUUCUCAUUUCUUAAAACCGUAUUCUUUAUGUAAAUAAUAUUGUAAAGUUCGAAAAG
Molecule: messenger RNA, 1145 nt
Organism: Saccostrea echinata
Lineage: Eukaryota; Metazoa; Mollusca; Bivalvia; Ostreida; Ostreidae
Product: calmodulin-alpha-like
Exons: 5
Coding region: 91-570 (159 amino acids)
Molecular function (GO): calcium ion binding
Source: RefSeq, a predicted model, not a curated record